GGGUUUCUGAAAUGAGAGAUCAAACACCAGCAGAGAGUCAGAAGUUCUCUGUCAGUGGAAUGCUGCUCCUGCUACUUGUAUUGCUAGCAGUUCUCUUCCCAGGUGGGGACAAUCUGGAAGCCUCCCAGAGUUCGACCUCAUUCCAUGUCAUGCAAAUCUCAUCCUUUGUCAACAGCACCUGGACACAGAAUCGUGGCUCAGGCUGGCUGGAUGAUAUGCAGAUUCAUGGUUGGGAUAGUGACACAGGCACUGCCAUAUUCCUAAAACCAUGGGCAAAGGGGAACUUCAGCAGUGAGACCAUUCUGAUGCUGGAGGAGAUCUUCCGAGUCUAUUUCUUUGUAUUCACCAGUGAAGUGCAGGAUCAUGUCAAUGAGUUCGAGUUGGAAUACCCAUUUGAGAUCCAGGGUUUAGCAGGCUGUGAGCUGUACGCUGGGGGAGCCAUCAUGAGCUUCUUGAGGGGUUCUUUAGAAGGACUGGAUUUUCUGAGCCUUAAGACAGGUUGGCCCUCCCCGGAAGGUGAACUCAGGGCACAGAAAUUCUGCACAGUAAUCACAAAGUACAAAGGUAUCUGUGAAACAGUGGAGAAGCUGCUAUUAGAAACAUGCCCCCAAUAUCUCCUGAGCCUCUUGGAAGCUGGGAAGGCAGAUCUGCAGAAGCAAGUGAAGCCUGAGGCCUGGCUGUCAAGUGGUCCUAGUCCUGGACCUGGCCGUCUGCUGCUGGUGUGCCAUGUGUCUGGAUUCUACCCAAAGCCCGUGUGGGUGCUGUGGAUGCGGGGUGAGCAGGAGCAGGAAGACACUCAGCAAGGUGACAUCCUGCCCAACGCUGAUGGGACGUGGUAUCUCAGAGCAACCCUGGAUGUGGCAACUGGGGAGGCAGCUGGCCUGGCCUGCAGGGUGAAGCACAGCAGCCUAGGAGGGCAGGACCUCAUCCUCUACUGGGGGCACUCCCUCUCCAUUGGCUUGAUCGUUUUGGCAAUUACAGUGCCCUGUGUGAUCAUUUUGCUGGGACUUGCAUUGUGGUUUUGGAGGCGCAGGUCAUAUCAGGACAUCCAGUGAGCACUCAUCAUGUCUUCUCCCCCAUCAUGUCUUGGUACUUGGAAUAAGUACCAAGAAGUCCAGAAACUUAGGAUGUCAGCCCGGGAGUCAAUCCUGACACAUUUUAUCAAGUAAUCAUCCAUGUUGAUCAAAUCAUUUUCCCCAUACAUUGCAAAAAGAUCAUAAUUUAUAUCCAAUCAGAAAAACAAUUACGAACAGUGAAUUUAUUUUGAAAUGCUGUCAGAAGUAGUACCCACUCAGAUUUCAUCAUUGCUAGUACAUAUUAUGAAUUUCUUGAGAGUUUUAAAUAUUUUUUAUCCAGUAAAUAUGUGACUUGCACUUUAAUGCUUUCCAAAAGGCAAAACAAAAUUAUGUGUCCUUAACUUCCCUGUUUUGCAUGCAAUGUAUACACGUGUAUUCAGUUUUAUAAUGUUUCGUUUUGGGUUUUACAUCUAUAUUCAUGUAAUUCUAACAAUAUCCUCAUUAGGUAUUGAUAUUAAGAAUUUGACUACAUAAAAUUAGAUGAAAAAUGGUUGUUUUUUUUUUCUUUCUGGUGUGUGGCAUUUGUAUGUAGUUAUUUUUAUUUACAUUUUGUGUGUGUGUGUGCGUAGAUUUAGUGGAAUUCACUAGUGUCGUCAGGUGUUGGGAAGUUUUUUUUUUUUUUUUAAAUAGAAAAGUAUUAAAUUUUGUGGCCAGUUGGUUUUAUGUUUUUGCACCAGGGAUUGAACCCAGGGGUGCUUAAGCACUGAGCCACAUCCCCAGCACCCUCCCUCCCUUUUGUGAGACAGGGUCUCUCUAAAUUACUUAGGGCCUCGUUAAGUUGCUGAUGCUUGCUUUGAACUUGUGAUCCUCCUGCCUUAGCCUCCCCAGCUGGGAUUUGUGGCCAGUUUUUGAGAAUAUUUCUAGCUUUUCUUACUGUGUAUUCAGAAUUUUAUUUUUUUUUUUGUCAGAUAUGAUAAGUUUCAAAUAUUUUGUACAAGUCAUCCAAAUCAUGCAAUUUAUUUUCAGUUUUUUCCUUCUACUUCUUUCAGGAUUAAUUUGCUUUCAUUGUUCUAGUUUCUUGAUGGAAAUCCCUAAGUAUCUAUUCUCCCAUAUUUGCUUGAUUUAAAGGCUACGAAUUUUAUUGCAGCAGGGUUUCAGUGCAUGUCAGUAAACCUGAUAUACUGUAUUGUCUUUGUCAGUUCAAUAUAUUUUCUAAUUGUUCACCAUGACGUGUUAAUUAUUUAGAAAGUGUUUCUGAACAUCCAGGCAGGGUAGGGAUUUGCCAGUAAUAUCAUUGCUUUGACUUAAUUACAUUGUGUCAGUAAAAAUAUUUUGUGUGUUUUCACUCUUGAAAUUUGUUCAUAUUGUUUUAUAGACAAGCAUCAUUUUCAAUACAAAUGUUCUAUGUUUAUUUGAAAAGAAUUAUGGUUGUGGUGUUAUAAAUGUGAAUUCUAAAUAUAUCCAUUAGGUCAC
Sciurus carolinensis (gray squirrel) is the source of this 2489-nucleotide messenger RNA. RefSeq names its product T-cell surface glycoprotein CD1b-like. Gene Ontology annotation, biological process: antigen processing and presentation, endogenous lipid antigen via MHC class Ib; immune response; positive regulation of T cell mediated cytotoxicity. The transcript has 6 exons. The record is from RefSeq and is a predicted model, not a curated record. Gene Ontology annotation, cellular component: external side of plasma membrane. The coding region runs from base 12 to 1055 and encodes 347 amino acids. Gene Ontology annotation, molecular function: endogenous lipid antigen binding; exogenous lipid antigen binding; lipopeptide binding. Lineage: Eukaryota; Metazoa; Chordata; Mammalia; Rodentia; Sciuridae.